Setaria italica (foxtail millet) is the source of this 1232-nucleotide messenger RNA. RefSeq names its product E3 ubiquitin-protein ligase RNF4. The coding region runs from base 16 to 960 and encodes 314 amino acids. Lineage: Eukaryota; Viridiplantae; Streptophyta; Magnoliopsida; Poales; Poaceae. The record is from RefSeq and is a predicted model, not a curated record. The transcript has 5 exons.
AGUCGAACGGCCAGGAUGAGGCUCUUGCAGACCCGGUGCACGGACCCGCGUCAGCCGCGUCUGGUUUCUUAUUUAAAUCGCCAAAAGGUCGGCGGGCAGAGGAAAAAGCCCACUAGUCUUCUUGCCAGCUCGCAGCCGCGAACCCUAGUCGCUCCGCGCGGCCCAGACGACGAGCCCGAUUCGUUCCUGUGUUCUAUUGGCUUCGGUCAAGCCUGUAUCUUUUACUGCAACACUAUGAACUCCCCUGGUGCUGGAAGGCGGAUUCAGAAGAGGCGACGAACUACAACAAAGUCUCUCUCACAGCUUUUGGACCUGAACUGUCCCCCUGCUGAAGGGGCUGAGGGGGGUUCACCUUUCAGCAGUUUGCCUGUCUCACACAAUGAGGCUUCCAGCAGUAUGACUGUACAACUCAACCAGGCUUCCAGUAGUAUCCCACCGGCUACUAAUGAGCCACACAUUGGCAUGCAUAGUUGCCCCAUCGAUGUUGAAGCCAUCGAUGAUGAUGUUGUUAUCUAUUCUUCAACAUCGCUCCCUCAAGCAAGACAACAGUCGACCAGGCGUAUUACUGUGAUAUUAGAUGAUGAUUCUGAUACAAACCCAGAACCAGCAGGGGAUGCUCUUGAUGAGCAUGUGAACACACUGCUAUCUCUGGGCACCAACCGCAGGCAUGAGCCUCCAAGUGCAACUAACACUUUUCCUGUAAUAAGUUUAGUGGACACUCCAGAAGUCAACUUCUUCAAGGCACCCCCUGAACCUGUGAAGGAGGUCCCGAAGGAACCAAAGUUCACCUGCCCGAUAUGCAUGAAUGAGCUGACGGAAGCGGCAUCCACCGUCUGCGGUCACAUUUUCUGCCAGAAGUGCAUCAAGGCUGCCAUUCAGGCUCAGAAGAAGUGCCCUACCUGCCGAAGGACCCUUAAUAAGAACCAGCACCACCGGGUGUACCUCCCAACGACGGAGUAAUCCGGUGCAGUCAUUCUGGUACAAGUUCUGCAGCACGCCUUCACCACAUUGUGGCGAUUGCAUGUCAGAGCUAGUUAGAGACUUAUUGAAAGCAUAGAGUAUUACAGCGAUUUAACAAGUGGUUUUGCCCUCGGCAUUUGGGACAUCAUACCAAGCUGUAUCGUCAGUAAAGUAAAUCCUUACAUCAUCUGGAUAUGGGUGUUACUAUUAUGGUCGACGCAGUAUCUUAUCCUUUCUGUUUGGGAUGUGAAUUGUGAUGCGAUGUGAAGUUA